GUACAAUGUAUGUGCGUGAACGUACGUGUGCGAUCUAUGGCGUAAAUUCGUGGAUGUAAAUUCGUUAAAAAGACAACGCCAGCGGACUGUUGGGAUGGGGCAGACUCUCUCGGAGCCGGUAACUGCCAAGGAGACAUCGGCAUGCGAGAACCACAUGUUCAAAGUGGGUGCCUCCUGCAUGCAGGGAUGGCGCAUCAAUAUGGAAGAUGCGCAUACAACCAAGCUAAACACGGACGAUGACAGGGACUCGGCGUUCUUUGCCGUCUACGAUGGACAUGGGGGGGCCAAAGUUGCACAGUAUGCUGGUCAGCACCUCCACACAAAACUGACCAAUCAGGCAUCGUAUAAGAAGGGCGACAUUGCUGACAGCAUCAAGAAAGCCUUUUUGUUAUUGGACGAGGAUAUGCUUAGUGAUGAGACAAUGAAAGACGAACUUGCGGGCACAACAGCUCUGAUUGUGGUUGUAAAAAAUGGAAAAAUAUAUUGUGGAAAUGUUGGAGACUCCAGGGCGGUAGCUAGUGUCAGUGGUCAUGCUCAGGCAUUGUCACAUGAUCACAAACCAGGCAAUGAGGAGGAAACUAAGAGAAUUAUAGCUGCUGGAGGAUGGGUGGAAUUCAACAGAGUCAAUGGCAAUUUGGCACUCUCGAGAGCAUUAGGAGAUUUCGUCUUCAAGAGGAAUGAAAGCAAACCGGCAGAAGAACAGAUUGUUAUAGCGGUGCCCGAUGUGACAGUAAACGAUAUUCGGCCAGACCAUGAGUUCUUAGUGCUGGCGUGCGACGGCAUCUGGGAUGUACUGACCAAUCAGGAGGUGGUAGACUUCAUCAGGUCAAGAAUAGCCAGUAAAAUGGAACCCGAAAAGAUCUGUGAGGAUCUGAUGACGAGGUGCUUGGCACCUGACUGCCAGAUGGGGGGUCUUGGCUGCGACAACAUGACAGUGGUUCUGGUGACCUUUCUUCAAGAAGAGACAUACAUGGAGCUGGCUGUGCGAUGUGCCAAGCCCCGGCCCGACAAGCCCCCAUGGGAAGGGGAGGAGGCCAAUGUAUGAAAGCAGGGCUGGCGGGACGGAGGCGUUGAUGUACAGAAUUGUGAAUACGCUGUGCUCAACUGAAUGUUACAAUUUUGGACUUCAUCUUAUUACAGGAUCGCUAAAUGAUAUACUAGCUUCCUGGAGACAAGAUCUUACAAAAAAGAGGGAAAAACCUAAUGUGUUCUGGCUUGUCAAGUCAUACUCUUGGAGUAUUUUGGGGUGGUGUGAUGUGAACAUCGGUGUUGGAAACUCUGAAUGGAUCCUUCCAGAACGUCAGUGAAGGUGUGAAAAAAAAAGUUGUUGAACCCUGCUUCAAGUUUCCUCCCUAGUCUUGCCUCUCCUGCAAAAAUCAGAAAUGAGAAAAAAAAUGACUUCCCUACGCAUCGUCGUCCUUCGAAUGGUCUUGUUCUUGUAGGUACAGUAGUCAGCAAUAAAUGCAGUACUGAGAGAUUGUGAAUAUUUUAGUAAAUCAAAAUCAGAGGACAAUGUGACUAGACUGUAUACUAUGAGUUUGAAACAAAAUGACAUUUGUGUCAGGUGAUUUGGGGGGGCUAGGUUUGUUUUAGAUUUACAGGAAUUGUUAGGUAAUGUGUCAUACUGUGUGUAACUGCAUUCGUGUUACUGUCCUACAUGCUCUCGUCAACAGGGUGUAGGGAGUAUUUAGCCAGACCAAGUACAUGUGUUUAACAGUAUGCUAAUUUGGGAAGCGCCUUCAGUCAGCCUGAAAUAUAGGCACUCAGAAGAUGGCAGGUGUAUUUGAUGAUAUUUUAAUUUGGGACAGUGUCUUCAAUCAGCCUGAAAUGUACGUACACAGAAGAUGGUAGAUUUAUUUGAUGAUAUAAUCAUUUGGGACAGCGUCUUGUAUUAGCCUGAAACGUAGAUACCCUAAAGAUGGCUUUAUUUUUCUGGUUUUAAUACAGUUAUAAUCAUACCUUGAUGCUAUGAAAAAUCCAAACUAAUGAAGCCUUUAUAUUCAGAAAAGGAGACCAUAGUUAUAAUUUGUUAAAGUUCUUGUUUCGUCUGCUUUUAGUUAUUCAGAAAUCUUUGUUUACUCUCUGUCUCCCUGAAUGAAUCAGAGAUAAUUGCAACGAAAUUACAUGUAUGCCUGUGUGUAUUAAUAUUAAAUCUCUGUAAUUAGUAACAUUCAAUAGACAUACAUGUGUAUCCACGAGACAACAAGUGGUGUAUUUGCUGAGUACAGUCUAAAAUGUUAAAAGUUAAUUGAGAAAAAAUAAAAGAUACAAAUUCAAUAUUGACUGCGGACGUACGGGCAUGUAUAUAUUGUAAUUAAACCAUGAAAUGUAAUUUAGCAAAGAUGCAGACAACUCUGAGUGUUGCAGCAAACAUGAUCGGACUUCAAGAAGACUUUGUCACCUCCCAUAGGAAAGAAGGGGCGUGGUCUUUUGAAUUUCUGCUUCCAACUUAAACUUGUGUACAGUUGGCAAUCUGGGCAUUCUUGACAAGAACCAUUAAUUUGUACCAGUUCCAGUAUAUUUUUCUGGCCUAUUGUGGGGGAGAGAAGUAUGCAAUUUGAAAUUUUCAGCAGUAAUUGCAACAGUCUUAGCAUUUGAGGAAUUGUGUCUGGAAAUUAAAAAUGCCACUUGAGAACCAGUCUGUACUUUGUCUAGUUUUCAUUUUUGUUUUUAAAAUACACUGUGAAAAACUGAGAGUUAUGUCAUAUCCUGUAAGUACCUGUAGAUUCUUCAACAAGUGGAAUUUGAAUUGUAAAGUUUUAAAACAGUUUGUUAAAUUGUACAGGACUAAAAACAAGAAAAUUGUUGAAAGGCAUGAAGUCAGUUGAAGUGAUUAAAACGUGUGCUUUCAGGCAAAAACAUA
This is a messenger RNA of Acanthaster planci (crown-of-thorns starfish), 2863 nucleotides long. Its product is annotated as putative protein phosphatase 2C T23F11.1. The record is from RefSeq and is a predicted model, not a curated record. NCBI's taxonomy places the organism in Eukaryota, Metazoa, Echinodermata, Asteroidea, Valvatida, Acanthasteridae. Gene Ontology annotation, biological process: protein dephosphorylation. Gene Ontology annotation, molecular function: cation binding; protein serine/threonine phosphatase activity.